This is a messenger RNA of Solanum lycopersicum (tomato), 3498 nucleotides long. Its product is annotated as bZIP transcription factor 17-like. The record is from RefSeq and is a predicted model, not a curated record. Gene Ontology annotation, cellular component: nucleus; endoplasmic reticulum membrane. Lineage: Eukaryota; Viridiplantae; Streptophyta; Magnoliopsida; Solanales; Solanaceae.
AGUAAUUCAACUUUACACUUUAGAGCUUCAUGCUUAUAAUAAUAUAUGAUACUAGUUUUGGAACACGUGUAUACCGUGCUAAUUAGUAUAAAUACUUCUAAAAUAUAAAUGUAUGAUAUGUAAAAUACAAGCUCGAUUCAAUGAACAGUAAGCAUAUUCAAUUGAAUCAUUAGGUCUCUUAUGAGGCCGCGGAUAGACAGGUAGAGAAUGCAAAGCCCACAAGUCUUCAAACUGCUUCAUCUACAGUUGCAGUGGCUUUGACCUGAUGUCUGUUGAUUACUAAUUGUAACUGAAAAGAUUUGUAUUUUUCAAUUAGAGAAACAAAAUAAUGGUUGUCCUCACCGUAAAAGGUGUGAUGUGAAUUUAUCCUAAUGCAAGUAUUAGUGUAAAGGAUGCCUGCAAAACUCAAAUUCCCAAAUCUCCAAUUCAUAGACCAAAAAAACUAAACAAAAUAAAUAAAAACAAAAAAUAAGCAAUCUUUAUUACAACAAUCCAAAAAAAAAGAAUGAUUUUCACAUUCUUUGCUUAUGUUACUGAUUUAUAAUCAAUAUAAAAACAAAUUUCAAUCACCCACUAAACUAAUAUAUGAUAAAAAACACCACAUAACUCAAUUUCAUAAUCCAAACACUAACAAAACAAAGAAAAGAAAAUUCUUUCUAAACCAGUCACUCAAAAUAAGCGAAAUUGAACAAUGUAAAAAAUUCAAAAUCAAAAUAAGCAAAAGUUCGAACAGCCUACUCCAAAUUCUAAACUUCCCAAGGAAUAAACAGAAAACAGGAGAAACAAAGUGACUAUUGAUAAACAGAUAUAAAAAUUUCGUGACAUAACAAAAAUAACAAUGUUAUUAAGAACUGAGUGACUCCUGAUAAAGACUAGAGUAUAACGAAAUAAGCUAGCUAAAGACAUUCAAAGUAAAUAGGAAACAAAGCAACUCUUGAUAAAUAAAGAGAAGAAAAAAAAAGUUUACGUGAUGUAUUUGAAUGAGGCACAGAAAAGAGAAACUGAUCAAUGGAAAAUAACAUGUUGCUCUAGACAUUUAUAUAGAUGAGUGAAAAAUCUGAAAAAGUUUUGGAUCCGUGGAAAAUUAAAGCAUUUAAUCUUGAGUGUCGGGAAAAGGUUGUUACAUUGAUCGAGACGCUGAGCAAAAACUAAAUGUUUUUGGAGAAUUAAAUUAAGGUUGAGAUUAUCAGCAAUUUUUUAAGUAAAUCAAUAUUUAAUAAUAUUGUAGGGUCAAAACGAUAAUUCAACUUGGGGUUAAGCUCUUCCCACUUAUAGUAAUAUUAACAAAGUUAUUUUUGAAACUUCAAGAAUGUUAACUUCUAUUUCUUGGAUAUCUACAAAAACUAAUGGGUCAAUCUUAACAAUGUCGAAAAAUAAAACUAUAAAAGAAAAAUAACUCUCAGUUUCCUCUUUAUUCCUAGAUGCUCUCUCUCUAAAUCUCUUACCAAUUGCUGAAAAUCUCUAGAUAUAGCCGAUCCACCACCGGCAGAAGAAACAAACUUCAUCAGGGAGUUCGAUGCUCUUGCCGUUCAACCUCUUGACUGUACUUUUAACUCCCUACACAUGACCGCAACAUACCAAGAAAAUGUCGAAGAUUUCCCUAUGGAAUUUCAGAAUUUCAAUUUCAAGACUAAUGAUAUAGUUCUUUAUGAAUCAUUCAAUGAUAUCUUUCCAAACCCUACCAAUGAUGAUGCAUUUCAAAACCCUAGUUUUCUGCCAGACUUUCUCGGGUCGGAGUUGGGCUUGGACUCGAGUCAAAUGAACCUGCAUAGCUUUGGUCAACCUGAGAGUCAACUGAUGGGGAUUUCUGAUGAUGCUUCUAGAACAUUCAAUUCGACCUCAGGAUAUUGUCUCGGGAAAGCUCCGAUUUCGAACAAAUUGGAACAUUUCCCCCUAAAUUUAGGAAAUAAUUCAGUAAAAGGCGGAGUUGACGAAAAGAGGAUGGAUAGAAAAAUUAGGAACAAGGUAAGUGCUCACUUAUCAAGGCAAAGAAAAAAGCAUUAUGUUAAGGAGUUAGAGAAUAAAUUCAGAAUAUUUCAUUCAACAAUUCAACAUUUGAAUGCAAAUUUAUCUUAUGCAAUGACAGAAAAUAUAACUCUAAAAGCACAACUUGGAGGUAAUGGUGUACCUACUCAAGUGCCGCCACCCCUAGGGAUUAAUCCCUAUCCUCCUCCAUGGAUGUCAUAUACACCAUACUAUAUGAUGAACCGACAAGGAUAUCAAGUGCCACUGGUUCCCAUUCCAAAGUUGAAAUCACAGGCACUAGCACCCGCGCCGAAAAGUAACAAGGAAGUUAAGAAAAAGAAGAGUGGGGUUAAAACAAAGAAAGUUGCCAGUGUUAGCUUCCUUGGUGUGUUGUUCUUCAUCCUGCUCUUUGGUGGAUUGGUUCCUUUAUUGAAAGACAGAUAUGGAGACAAGGGGGAACCAUUCAUGAGUGGAGAGUCUUUUGUGAGCGGAUUUUAUGAAAAACAUCAUGGAAGAGUUUUGAGUAUUGACGAGCCCGUGAAUGGGACUGGUUAUUCUGAGAAAUAUGAUGGAAAAAAUCAUAGCUCACAUUGUGGCCAGAGAGGUCAGGGUGAAAGCAAUAAGCAAAAUACCAAUAAGACUGGAGAUGAGUUUGUUCAUGUGGGAAAUAGUAGUCAUCCUUUGGUAGCCUCUCUGUAUGUCCCAAGGAAUGAUAAACUUGUUGAGAUUGAUGGGAGCUUGAUAAUUCAUUCUGUAUUGGCAAGUGAGAAAGCCAUGGCAUUUCUUGGAAGUGCUGAAAAGAAAAAUAAAGAGGCAGGCCUUGCAGUUCCUGGUGAUAUGGCCCCUACUAUCCCAACAGUCCAUCCUCGCCAUUAUCGAAGUCCUGAAGUGGGACAAAUAACUCUUGUAUCUGAUGAGAACGAGAACGUAAAGUCAAGUAUACUGGGGUGGUACCUUAACGGUGUUGCCGUAUAUGUUUUAAGUAAAUUUAUGGUUUGGAGAAGUCUUCUACUUUCUAGUAUUUUAAUUUUUUUUUUUGUGUUCAUCUGGGCAGGACCUUUGUUGAGUUCAGGCAUGUGUACAGAAGUGUUCCAGUUUGAUGCAUCAUCUUCUGCUCGAGAAGCCGUAGUUCCUGUUACCAAUGUUAGAGAUACAUCUAUGGAACAAAGGCAUAACGACACAUGUCUUCACAGAAAUAGAAGGAUCCUCAAUGGUCCUCCAGUUUCCCUUUCUAGACCCUCUCACAACAUUUCUAAAGAACAAACUGGAACAAAUGGAAAGCAAGAGAAUCCCAACAGGAACAAUUCACUUUCUUCCUUGGUAGUGUCCGUUCUGGUUGAUGGUGAUGGUGAUGGUGAUGGAAUCAUGCGUACAAAGUCUGUCUCUCGAAUAUUCAUUGUUGUGCUUAUUGAUAGUGUCAAAUAUGUCACCUAUUCUUGCAUGCUUCCAUUUAUUGAUAGUGCUCAUGUAGCAGAAGCAUCAUCAAAAAACAAUUUUGUAGAUACCAUAAGAUCUACUAAUAGUCCUCAUUAA